Molecule: messenger RNA, 1857 nt
Organism: Microtus ochrogaster (prairie vole)
Lineage: Eukaryota; Metazoa; Chordata; Mammalia; Rodentia; Cricetidae
Gene: Cenpn
Product: centromere protein N
Biological process (GO): chromosome segregation; CENP-A containing chromatin assembly
Cellular component (GO): nucleoplasm
Source: RefSeq, a predicted model, not a curated record
GCGGCGGGAAGGGCUGCAGACGCGGCGGACGAUUUAGACAGGCCAGGGCCAGAAAGAUGGAUGAGAAUGUUGCCGAGUUUCUCCGGAGGAGCAUCUUGAAAAUCCCCUUGCAUGUGAUAAAGACCGUCCUAAAAACCUGGGACUUUCUGUCCGAAAACCAGCUGGAGACCAUAAACUUGAGGCAGAGGAAGGAAUCUCUGGCCCAGGAAAUAAUUCUGCUGUGUGAGGGGAAGAAUGCAACUCUUGAUGACAUGGCCCUCUUAGACAUCGUGUAUACUCAAGUUCAUCGGCACAAGAAGCUCUGGGAUGUCUUUGAGAUGAGUAAAGAACCAGGUGAAGAUGUCGACCUUUUUGACAUGAAACAUUUCCAAGGUUCCUUUAAGAAAAUUCUUCAGAGAGCAUUAAAAAAUGUUUCAGUCAACUUCAGAGUCGACCAGAAGAAUGCUGUGUGGAUUCGGGUUGCCUGGGGAACACAACAUUCACAACCAAACCAGUACAAACCCACUUUUGUGGUGUACUAUCCCCAGACUCCAUAUGUCUUCAUUUCUACCUGCCCUCUGAAGAGCACUGUACCCCUUCUCCAUCAGGCCCUGAAGGUUGCGAGCAAACACCAUCAGAUGGUGCACCUGAAUCUGAGAAGCCGGCACCUGGACUCGCUCAAGGCUAUCGUUUUUAGAGAGUAUAACCAGAACUUUGACAGCCACAACACCACAGUGCCUCUGCAGGAAGAAAGCUUUGGACUAGACCUGAAUUUGGAUUCAAACAUCAUUCUUGAAAACACAGAAGAAAAAGAAAGAAUCCAAAGAGUCACUCAGGAGACGUUUGGAACCUAUUCCCAGCCACAGCUGGAAUUUGCACAGUAUAAGCUGGAGACCAGAUUCAAGAGUGACAUAAGUAGCGGCAUCUUGACUGACAGGAAAGAACCCCUCCGGUGCCUUAUAAAGUUCUCAAGCCCACACCUUUUGGAAGCAUUGAAAUCCUUAGCACCUGCCGGUAUAGCAGAUGCACCGCUUUCUCCACUGCUCACCUGUAUACCAAGCAAGAAAAUGAAUUAUUUUAAGAUUAGAGAUAAAUGAGAUACAUGUGGCUUUGCUCGUAUUGCACAUGGAAUCCCAGUUGUAGCCAGCUGGCUUCUGUAUAAACUCCUGUGUUUUAGAAAUCAAUCCUUGGCAUUGGAAAGUCAGUGCUUUUAAUGUAACUGUUGGGACUCUAUAUGUCCUCCCUAUGUGCUCUUGUACCCUUGCUGCUAUGGCCUGCUAAUUAAAUUACAGCAGCAGUGAUACCUCUGGCUGCUCAGCAGGUCUUGGGCCAGCUGCAUAAAGGUAUAAAAGGCUUUAGCUCAGGGCAAAAUAAAGGUUGCUGUUCUUCCACCUGAAAAGAAACCUCCAUGUCUCAAUCCCAGCACCACCACCACCCACCACCACCCCUGCCAGAUCCAUCUAUGGAGAAAAAUUUGAGGAUGAGAACUUCAUCCUGAAGCAUACAGGUCCUGGCAUCUUGUCCAUGGCAAAUGCUGGACCAAACACAAAUGGUUCCCAGUUUUUUAUCUGCACCGUCAAGACUGAGUGGCUGGAUGGCAAACAUGUAGUCUUUGAGAAGGUGAAAGAAGGCGUGAACAUUGUGGAAGCCAUGGAGUGUUUUUGGGUCCAGGAAUGGCAAGACCAGCAAGAAGAUCACCAUUUCUGACUGUGGACAACUAUAAUUCUUUUGACUUGCGGGCUUCUUUCCCACCAGACCAUUUCUUCUGGAUGUGGCUCAGGAGAGCACCCCAAUCCCAUCUGCUCGCAGCACCCUUCAUCUCUGCUCUCACUGAAGUUCUUUGGGUUCCAUAUUUUCCACAUUCCCCUUCAAGUCUAG